Molecule: messenger RNA, 1015 nt
Organism: Mobula hypostoma (lesser devil ray)
Lineage: Eukaryota; Metazoa; Chordata; Chondrichthyes; Myliobatiformes; Myliobatidae
Product: synaptobrevin-like
Exons: 3
Coding region: 157-507 (116 amino acids)
Biological process (GO): vesicle-mediated transport; vesicle fusion
Cellular component (GO): plasma membrane; SNARE complex
Molecular function (GO): syntaxin binding; SNAP receptor activity
Source: RefSeq, a predicted model, not a curated record
CGGCGUAGGUGUGAAUUCCCGGAAGAAACUUUUGACGGGAGGGCGGAGUCGCAGGGGAAAUCAGCUGCCUUCGAAUAGCAGCAGCAAAUCGAGAGGACAGACAGAGAGGGAAGUGGCCGGGGAUCGGCGGUAGCGGGUACAAAUAACUCUGACAGAAUGGAUAAACUCCAUAAAGAAACGGAGGAGGUUUUGGAGAUCAUGCAUGUAAAUGUGGAUAAAGUAAAGGACCGGGGAGAGAAACUGGAAGUUCUCGAUGAAAGAGCCCAGUGUCUGAUGGAAGCUGGUAAAACUUUCCAGAAGGCAGCCAAAGUCGUGGCUCAUCAGGAAAAGAAUAAGAAUAGGAAGUGGAAGCUGAUUGUGGGAGGAACCGUGUUUCUUGUUGUCCUCAUCGUCAUCAUCAUUAUCAUCAUUGCUUUCAGCAUGCCGUCUCCAGGAUCAUCCAGCAUGUCAUCUCCAGGAUCAUCACUCCAACUCAGUCCUUCCAUGAGUCCGGAACGGAAGCAAUAAACAUUGGAAUCGAAAAGCGAAAAAUAAACAAAACAAACUGCGCACAUUGGAAAUCUGCAAUAAAAUCAGAAACUUGAGGAGACACUCGGCAGGUCAGGCAGUAUCUGUGGAGAGAGAAGCGUGGUUAACGUUUCAAUGGUUUUUAAAAUAUUUCCAGCAACCUUUGUGGGCUGGACUGCUUUUUUUUCUUUCUGGAUUUGAAAAUUAUUAUCAGAAUUUGUCAUUAGAGGCAUCUUGCGUGUGAGCUGCUUUAACUGUGGUACCUAGAAACCAAAAUAGAGCAAGGAUUGACACUUAACAUGGUCUUUUGUGACCUAUAAUUUUUUUUAUUAUUUAUCCGUGACAAACUUCGUAUUAAAAAUAAUAUAUAAAAUUUUCAUCCUGAUGGAGCAUAUCCAAUUCUUCUGCUUUGUUUCUGUCUCUGUACGGAGAAACCACACAUCGAGUGUGUGACACCCUGCUGUAAACUGGUACCAAGAUUCAAGAUAGUUUUUUUUUGCCAUUCUUC